GUAUUUUGCGCCCUUUCGUCAUACAUGUUUGUUCCCGAAAUUGUACCAGUGGCUCAUUCUCGGGAUGCAUAUUUCCUUAACUUGAUGUUGCGGUUUGGAUUGUACAAGAAAGAAUCAUGUCGGUAUAAUCGAUAAAAUUACAAAAUAGUCACCUUUCAAGGUUGAGAAUUUCUCAUCAGUGAAUGACCGAUCAUAAACCUGACAAUAUGGCGGUGCAACUCUCACGCAAGGGAGUGGUUCUACCCGCUAGUCGUUCUUAUUCAUACAUGCGUCGCAAAAUCAGACAAGGAAUACAACAUGCUAAACCUCACAAUGUCGGUGCUACGCCUCUCAAGUGCUCACCAUCUAAUACUCAUCGAGUCAUGAUUCUAUCCAUUAUUUUCAUUGGGUUAUUUUGCCAGUCAACGUCAUUCGAACUUCACACUGAGAGAUCAGUGAAUGUAGUGCGUGGCAGAAAUGCGUCACUGAUCUGCAGUUUCACAGAUUCUGCUCAUGCCGUCUACUGGUACAAGCACAACUCCACCGGAGCUCCUGAUGAUGACGCCGAACUUGUUGCCAGGGAAUACCUGGGAAUGUCUGAUCCUGUGCCAGGGAUAGAGAGGUUCAGAAUCACGGAAGACUACACACUUCUGAUAAGUGAGGUCUCCAUUGCGGACGAGACCACCUAUUCUUGUGUCGUUGUUCCUCAGACGGGGGAAACGACACGGGGCUACACAGACCUGAGAAUCAUAGUUUUGGCAGACUCCAUUGGACCAAGAAUUUACCCUUGUAACACCUUUAUACCGGGAGAAUGUACAUACAAUGUUCCUACCGAUCCUCCUGAAGAAGUGCUGUUCGCUUGUGAAGUUUCCGAUGUACGUCCUUUAGUAAACAUGGCAUGGGUGAGGAGUGACGACAGAGUGAUGGAACAAGCUUUGGGUCCACUAAUUGUUGAGAAGGACGGACUGUACGAUGUUGCGUCAAUUCUUAAGAUUCCCAAGUCCGGGUUUGACUAUUACUAUUCAUGUCAAGCUACAGGGGACGCAGUGAACAAUGUAUCAUCAACGAAAGUUACGUUCGAAGCGUUAACAGGUAUUUAUCUCAACCCAGACAAAAUACACGAGAGGCGAGUAAAUGCAUUUUCCGUGGAGUUUAAUAAAAAUUGUUUCUGAAAAGCAUCUUCCAAAUGAUGUAUACCAAAAUGUAAAAUGAUGUGUUGUCAAAUAAAGCCAACAUAAUAUAAUGCAACAAUCAAAACAUAAUAAUAUAAACGUAAAGCCUCCUGAGAUGUGUCAUAUGCGAAAAAUUAAAGUUAUUAAACCAAUCUCCUCAAUUGACAAUUAAAACAGUCCAUCCACAUUCAUGACAAAGACACCAGUUUGUCAUGUUGGCCAAAUGUGGGCAACGUAAAAUUCCAUCUGCAAAGCUACGAAGCAAAGAUUCCCGUUUGCAACACGAGCUUAUGCAGGAAAACUUUUAAAACAGAAACUAGUGCUCAGAAGCCCCACCAACGGCCCUGAACUAGAAUGUGAACGAGGCAACGUUAAUGUUCGGUCCGAAAUGGAAUUCGCUGGUGGCCUCAUCCAAAUCGGGUGACGAACCAAGCCCCGUUCACAUUAUAACAUGAGGAGUGGAAUAUACGAAAUUGGUCUAAAUAAAUGAAAAAUAUUAUCUCAGGAAGCCCAAAAUAAGUGAAGAAUCAUAAUGUGAUAGGAAAAGGCCGAGCUCCAGCAAGGGCGAAAACACCCCCCUGAACACCUGAUGAUAAAUUAACUAAACUGGUAAACCAAAGUAAAAUACAAAAAGGUAUCCAAAAUUAGGUGAACAGGUUGGAUGGAAUUACCUUGCGGCCCACUUUGGGUGUGCGACCAGGCUUAAGGCCCGAAGCUCACAUUCAGGUUAGAAUGAAUAACAUGAAACAAAACAUCUUGACGUUGAAAAUUAGUGGGGGUGACAAGGGGAUGGAGGAGGGAAAAAUACAGGAAGUAUGUUGCACAAGACAGGUGAAUUGAGAUGGAAGAUGCUUUCAAAUCGACUCCACGAAGAAGAAUGCUAACUUGUUAGAAAUUGGCUUUUGCCCCCUCCCGAAAUUACCACGUCAGCUAACGCGACGUAGCAUUUUUAGCCACGCCUCCUUGUAAUGUCCGAAAAAUACCAAAAUUCGCAACGCAACAUUUUUUGGCCACGCCUCCUCGUGAAGUCCGACAAAAUACCAUAUUUGGCAUCGCAACAUAUCUCCGCCAGGGCAAAGGAAUUCGCCUGACCAGACCCCUUCCUUGUAAAACACCUGUUACGUACCGCUGGCGGGCUAUGUUGUUGUCCAGCUAGUCUGACCUGAGAUAACCUCUCAUUAACUCGCUUCGCGCGUUAAGAGGUAUUAUCUCAACCCAGACAAAAUACACGAGAGGCGAGUAAAUGCAUUUUCCGUGGAGUUUAAUAAAAAUUGUUUCUGAAAAGCAUCUUCCAAAUGAUGUAUACCAAAAUGUAAAAUGAUGUGUUGUCAAAUAAAGCCAACAUAAUAUAAUGCAACAAUCAAAACAUAAUAAUAUAAACGUAAAGCCUCCUGAGAUGUGUCAUAUGCGAAAAAUUAAAGUUAUUAAACCAAUCUCCUCAAUUGACAAUUAAAACAGUCCAUCCACAUUCAUGACAAAGACACCAGUUUGUCAUGUUGGCCAAAUGUGGGCAACGUAAAAUUCCAUCUGCAAAGCUACGAAGCAAAGAUUCCCGUUUGCAACACGAGCUUAUGCAGGAAAACUUUUAAAACAGAAACUAGUGCUCAGAAGCCCCACCAACGGCCCUGAACUAGAAUGUGAACGAGGCAACGUUAAUGUUCGGUCCGAAAUGGAAUUCGCUGGUGGCCUCAUCCAAAUCGGGUGACGAACCAAGCCCCGUUCACAUUAUAACAUGAGGAGUGGAAUAUACGAAAUUGGUCUAAAUAAAUGAAAAAUAUUAUCUCAGGAAGCCCAAAAUAAGUGAAGAAUCAUAAUGUGUUGUGGCAAAAAAUGGAAUGCCGCCAAACGGGAUGACUCAUCGUCAGCCCGCCGCCACAACACAAUAUGAUGCCAAUAGUUCAAACCAUGCUGUAUUUACAAUGUCCACGCUAAGAAGCUGGGAAAAGGGGGGGGUGCAUUAAACGAACAGGGACGCACAAUUAAACCAUCUAGGAGGAUUCAUGCUCAUUCAGUCCACUUGCGAAGAGUCUAGUGCCCUAAGAUAAAGGAGAGGCGGGGGGGGGGGGGGCUUAGUAACUAAAUAGUGAAGUUUGUAGUAAGGACGUGAGAUCUGAUGAUACCACGUGUGAGUUCUGGAUAAGGUAUUCGGGUCAUAA
Molecule: messenger RNA, 3307 nt
Organism: Lytechinus pictus (painted urchin)
Lineage: Eukaryota; Metazoa; Echinodermata; Echinoidea; Temnopleuroida; Toxopneustidae
Exons: 4
Coding region: 183-1151 (322 amino acids)
Source: RefSeq, a predicted model, not a curated record